Messenger RNA from Pungitius pungitius (ninespine stickleback), 5524 nucleotides. It is a transcript of the gene gpatch8, whose product is annotated as G patch domain containing 8. Lineage: Eukaryota; Metazoa; Chordata; Actinopteri; Perciformes; Gasterosteidae. The record is from RefSeq and is a predicted model, not a curated record. Gene Ontology annotation, molecular function: nucleic acid binding. Gene Ontology annotation, cellular component: nucleus.
AUCAUCAUCGGCUCAGCGCUCCUCAGUCGGACACAGACGGAGCGAUAGAGAAGCUGCUGCUCUGUUCAGAAAAUGGCCGACAGAUUUUCUAGGUUUAACGAAGAGCGUGAUUUCAAGGGUGGGAAUCACUUUGACCACUAUGAAGAGGGCCAGUUGGAGCUGGAGCAGGCGUCCUUGGACAAGCCCAUCGAAUCGGAUAACAUCGGACACCGGCUGCUUCAGAAACAUGGCUGGAAGUUGGGGCAAGGUCUCGGCAAAAGCAUGCAGGGACGCACCGACCCCGUGCCCAUCACCCUCAAAUACGACGUCAUGGGGAUGGGACGCAUGGAGAUGGAGCUGGACUAUGCAGAGGACGCCACAGAGAAGAGAAGAGUGCUCGAGGUGGAGAAGGAGGACACAGAAGAACUGCGGCAAAAAUACAAGGACCAGGUGGAGAAGGAGAAAGCCAUUGCAAAGGCUCUGGAAGACCUGAGAGCCAAUUUCUACUGUGAGCUGUGUGACAAACAGUACACCAAACACCAGGAGUUUGACAACCACAUCAACUCGUACGACCACGCUCACAAGCAGCGUCUCAAAGAGCUCAAGCAGAGAGAGUUCGCUCGCAACGUUUCGUCCCGUACCCGCAAAGGUGGGAAGAAGCACGAAAAGAUGCUGCGCCGACUGCACGAGCUGGCCGAGCAGAGGAAACAACAGGACCGCACGCCAGGAAGUGGCCCCAUGUUCAAACCGACCACCGUUGCUGUCGACGGAGAGAAGUCGGAAGACGGCGACCUGACGCCCGAGAACGCCGCUUUACCGGACUGCGUCCUGGAAGGACCUUUUGUAGACAAAAGUGAAGAAAACUCCCCGAGGGCAGCUCCCACCAUCAGCUUCUCUCUGGGGAAGAACACCUCCACCUCCCCAACACCGUGUGGAGCGUCCAAAGUCAGCGUGUCCUUCUCGUUUGCCAAGAAGGCUCCGGUGAAGCUGGACACGGUCGCUGCGGUGUUUGCCGAUCACGGAGAGGAAGCCGUGGAGGAAGAGGAGGGCCAGGAGGGAGAGAGGGCCGCAGGGCAGGAGGAGACAUCGGGCAGCAGCUCAAACAGCCCCAAGGACGGAUCGGGAGGGGGCGAAGGAGCAGAGGGCGCCGUUGCCGUUGCCGUGGCGGAGGCGGAGGAGGCGGAGCAGCCGGACGACGGAGCUUCUUUAGCCUCCACCCUCAAUAAGCUGAAGAUGAUGAUGAAAAAAGAGGAGGGCUAUGCUGGACAGGAGCCCGAGUACUAUCACUACAUACCUCCGGCCCACUGCCGGGUGAAGCCUCACUUCCAGUUUCUGCUCUUCAUGAGAGCCACGGACCAGUGUCCGACCAAAGAAGAGGAAGAUGACGAGGAGGAGGACAAGGAGGAGGAGGAGGACGACAAGGAGGAGGCCAAGGAGGAGAAGAAGGCUAAAGACAGUCCUGAAAAAACGGAAGCCGACGUCGCAGAGUGCAGAGCGGAGAAAGAACAAGAUGACAUCACUUCACCAGCCCCUCCCUCGCCCGACGUGGAGACGGAGGACGUCCCUUCGCCGGAUGCAGAAACGGCCCCCGUCGCUCCCGCGUCCCCUCCUCGAAAAGCGGAGACCGCGCCGGAUUCCGCUCUCGACGCCGACUCGGGCCCCAAAGUCCCCACGGGUCCCUUCUUCCCGGUUCUGAGUAAAGACGAGAGCACGACCCUGCAGUGGCCCUCCGAGCUCCUGGAAUUCACCAAAGCACAGCCCUCGCUGUCGUACAGCUGCAAUCCCCUCUACUUCGACUUCAAGCUGUCCCGCAACAAAGGAGUGCGCGGUGGGAAAGCGGCAAAGUCCUCAAAGCCUUGUGAAGAAUCGAAUGACAAGGCGAAAGAGUCGGCCCAAGAAGGUAAGACUAAUAAACCGGGGACCAGCACCGACAGAGACAAGGCAGCAAUGGCGGCAGAGACGGCCGAGGGGGGGGAGCAAAAGCCCGAGACCGGCGGCGCCAGCAGCAGCAGCGCCAAGAAGAAAAAGAAGAAGAAGAAGCAUAAGAAGUCCGCAAAGCGCUCCAAGCGCAAAGGAAAAGACACGGCGGCGAAGGAAGAUGUGGAGGGCGAGGCUGAGGCGGCUCAAGAGAAACCCAAGAAGAAGAAAAAACACAAACGGAAGAAGAGCAAAAACAAGGCUCCGGAUCAGGAUGAGGCUGCAGGCGACGGAAAGGAGGAGCCAAAGUCGGAAGAAAAGGCCGUCGCCUCCUCUGUUACACUGGCGGCGGGAGGGGGCGGGGCUACGGGGAACGUCGAGUCGGGGAAGAGGAAGCGCGCUGCGAAGGAACCGCCCUGCAAGUCGGGAGCAGAGGAAGGCGGAGCGGCACGAGGCGGCGACAGGGCGAACGCCUCGGAGGAGCACAGAGGCGCCAAGCGACACAAGGCCGACUCCGGCGCGCCUCAGAGCGCCUCCUGCUCCACCUCGGCACAAAAGAGCCCCGGCCCCGCUCGGCCCCCCAGCAGCGAGAGCGAGGAAGAAGGCGGCUCCAACACCCAGCACCGCUCACGCCAUCACCGGUCGAGUCCUCGGGAACAACAACAACCACAACAACAACAACAACAACAACAGCAGCAGCAGCAGCGGCGCCAUCACAGCGAGGAAUCCCGGCGGUCCUGCAGCCGCUCCUCGAGGCGCGGCGAGAGACGGGGCAGCAGUCGCCGGCGCCACCGCGGCCAGACGUCCCGCAGCCACUCGUACUCCAGCAGCUCGGAGCGCUCGUCGGCGGGCAGCAGCGCCUACAGCCGCCGCAGCCGCAGCUACUCGGACAGCUACAGCGACUACAGCAAAGAGGGCCGCGGGCGGAGGCGCUCCAAGCGCUCGUCGGACUCGGAGUACGAGCGGCGGGGGAGCCGCGGGCGGAGGCGCUCCAGGAGACGCCAGUCGUCCUCGUCGUCCUCGGAGGAGUCCCGCUCGCGCUCGCGCAGCUACGGCCGCCGGAAGAGGCACCGGCGGCACCGGCGCCGCCACCACCAGCGCAGCAGCAGCUCGAGAAGCUCCAGCAGCUGGAGCCGCAGCACCAGCGCCAGAUCCUGGAGGCGGAGCUACAGCCGCAGCCACAGCUCCGCCAGCCGCUCCUCCAGCUCCACCAAGGGCUCCUCGCGCCGCCGGGCCCCUCGGGCGCGGGCGGAGGCCGACGCGCAGCGCAGAGACUUCAACCGCUCCUGCGUCUACCGCUCGCAGUCGCCACGCUUGUCCUCGUCGCGAGGCCUCAACCGCAACAGCCACUCCUCCGGGCCGCAGGCGGCGAGGUCCGGGGUGUCGCGGGACGCAGGCGACCAGAAGAACAGCCUGACGGCGCGCCAGCUGCUGGAGAAGGUCCAGUCUAAGAAAAGCUCCGAUGAUUCCACCACGGGAACCAAAUCUGGGCUGAAGAUCAAGGACCCGCCGCAGGGAUACUUUGGUCCCAAGCUGCCGCCGACCCUCGGGAGCAAAGCCAUGCUGCCGCUGUUUGGUAAGCUGCAGGCCGGCAAGAAGCUCAUGAUCCCUCUGACCCGACCGGACGAGGGAGACAAGUCCGGAGCGGGCAAGUGCUCUGAGCCGGAGGUCAUCCUGGUGGAGCCGAUCCGAGAGUUCCCCCCCCCUCCCCCGCCGCCGCCUCCGGCCCCGCCGGUCCAGAAGGUGGAGGAGGCCCCACAGGUCGUAGUGGUGCAAGAGGAGGUGCUGCAUCCCGCCGCCGAAGCCCAGCUGCACCAGGAACCGGGGCCGAUGUACGAACAGGACCCGUCCAUGGCCAUGGCCCAGUACCAGGGAGAAGCGGUACAGGACCCCUGUCAAAAUCCCAUGCUGGACCCCCUCAUGACGGAAAUGCAGCAGCAGCAUCAGCAGCAGCAGAUGCACGUGUACCCGGCCUACCCCCCGCCCACCAUGGAGGAGGAAUGCAUGGAGGCGGAGGAGGACGGCCUGGCUCCUCUGGAGAGUCAGCCCAUCACCUUCACGCCGGAGGAGAUGGAGAAGUACGGCAAGCUGCAGCAGGCCGCGCAGCAGCACAUCCAGCAGCAGCUGAUGGCCAAGCAGGUCAAGACGUUCCCCUCCGCCGCCGCAGCCGCCGCCGCCGCAGCGGCAAACAUGGCCGCCAACAUGGCGCCGGCUCAGCCCCCCCAGGCCAUGCAGCAGAUCCACAUCCAGCAGCCCACCGUGUCCAUGGCCUCCGGCACGUCGAUCACCACGGUGCAGCACGCCAUCCUGCAGCACCACGCCGCCACCGCCGCGGCCAUGGGGCUCCACCCGGCGCACGCCCACCACCCGCACCCUGCGCACCAGCUGGCCCAGGUGCACCACAUUCCUCAGCACCACCUUACCCCCAUCUCCCUGUCCCCCCUGGGCCACUCCCUGAGCCACUCCCUGGGCCACUCUCUGGGCCACUCGCUAGGUCACUCCCUGGGACACGCAGGCCUGAUCCCCGCCCACCACACGGCCUUCCUCUCCGGUCAGCCCAUCCACAUCAUCCCGGCGUCCGCGCUGCACCACACCCCGCUGGCGCUCCACCACCUGCCGCAUCACCUCUACCCGACGCUGUUUGCGCAGCGGCCCUCGCAGGCUGCGGCGGCGGCGGCCCUCCAGCUCCACCCGCUGCUGCACCCAAUCUUCUCAGGGCAGGACCUGCAGCACCCACCCAACCACGGCUCUUGAGGAACCUGGACGUCCGGGUUCAGGACUUUGAGGAUGAACCACCCGCUGGCCGGCGAGCAGAAGGUGGAGCCAUCAAGUGGGGCCGCCUGCGUUGGGCUCAAAGGGGACUUCAACGUUGUCUUCUGGCUCGUGGGAUUUUUUUUUUUCUUGUUGAGGGGUCGAUCUAAAAAGACGGUAGUUUCUAUUUCAGCUGAAGGUGUAUUAACACCUGUUUGUGUUUCAAUGAGAAACCACUGGAGUUUUUUUUUUGUUCUCUUUUGGCUGAAGCCAAAUCAUGUCGAGAGGCGGAGGACGUGACUCUGUGACCUACUUAUACUUACUGAUAUCGUUGGUUUUCAUAUGACUACUUGCUCUCUACUGGUCUCUAAUAAUUUGUAAUGCAGUAACUUGUACAUAUAUCAGUGUGUAAUGUGAAGAAUCCCACCAAUGAUGAGCAUUUGAAAGGACAGCUGUGGUGUCCUGACCGGUGUGACGUAGGGAGGUGAAGCUGCACCUGAAUAAAUUGCACUGAAAAUCUGUACAUCAAGGUGGUGCGUUUGCAUCAUGUAACAAUAAGAUUGUAGUAUACUGCAAUAAUUGUAUUUUUCUGUUUUUAAAUUAUUUUCCCAAAUGCUCUUCUGAAGAAGAACAGUGUUUUUUGCUUUUGUGUAAUUUUGUAAAUAAAGCUGCUGUAGAUGAACCUAAUAACAUUCUAGAGGUUUUGGUAAAAAGCAGAAGGAUGGAAGAAGGUUGAGUGGGAGUAUUUUAUCACGUUUGUUUAUACAUUAGCGCGCUUAAGCCGGGCUGCCAUGGCAAAGGAUAGUGAUCCGUCGAACAGUAACAACUCUGUAUUUUCUAAGAACUUACUGUUUCAGCAAAUAAAAUCUUGAGUUCA